CGAGCCGACACCACGCGACAGGCACUGACAAGAUGGCGAUCAUUUCAGAAACAGAGGAGUUACUGCCGUGACGGAGAGGCUCGACACCUCCACCAGGUUGGUCCCGAAAGCCGAACCCGACGCUGGGCGCCGACCUCCGGCAUGAACUUGUUGGGAUUAUCGCUGCUAGCCUGGCUGGCUAAUGAAGACAACACCACCAUGCCCUGGGAGGGUCCUGUUUCUAAGCUCACCAUGGUUACCAUGGUGAUAUGAAGCCAGUGUGAAGCGUUGACACACACACACAGACUCGCACACAGACAGUCAGUUAUUGACUGACAGCCAGCCAGCUGGGCGGGCAGCCGUGUGGAAUGGACAGGUGUAAGCAUGUGGGGCGGCUGCGGCUGGCCCCAGACCACUCCAUCCUCAACCCACAGAAGUGGCACUGUGUCGACUGCAACACCACCGAGUCUAUAUGGGCCUGCCUCGGCUGUGCUCAUGUGGCAUGUGGGCGGUACAUUGAGGAACACGCUUUGCAGCACUUCCAGCAGCAGGGGCAUCCAUUGGCUAUGGAGGUUAAUGAACUUUAUGUGUUUUGUUACUUGUGUGACGACUAUGUUCUGAAUGAUAACGCCACCGGAGACCUCAAGCUGCUCCGUAGUACGCUCAGCGCCAUCCAGAGCCAGCGCUAUGAGGUUACCACCCGCAGCGGGCGGACCCUCCGCUCUGCCAGCGCUGCCCCAGACGCCCUCAUGCCGUCCGGAGCCCGCGAGCUACAGCUGAAAGACGAGGACAGAAUGUUUACUGCCCUCUGGCAUCGCCGCAGGGCGCUGAUGGGACGCAUCUUCCGCUUUUGGUUUGGCCUGACUGAAUGCGGAAAGAAGAGAGAGGAAGAAGAGAGGAAGAGAGAGGAGGAGGAGGAGCAGAAGAGGGAGGCCAGGGAGAGGAGACGAGCUCUAAAGAGGCAGCUACAGGAGGAGCUUGAGAACGCUCCUCUCAGGAAGUCUCGUCGCUUGCGUCGGAAAAGCCACAGAGUUGCGGAAGCGGCAAUCACAACACCAACCUCUCGCAGGACACGCAACAAGACAAAAACCUCCACAUCCCCAUCUGUCAAGCGCAGACCACGGACUCAGAGCCCUGCCGCUGCUACACCCAAGAAAGCUGGACGAACGAAAAAGGUUGAGCCGUCUCCCAAACGCCGGAGCCGGUCUUCUACUACCAAAUCUAAGCCCAAAACACCCUCAUCCACCUCUCGUACUCCCCACACCCCGGUCCGCCGUAAGCAGAGUACCAAACAGGGGGGCUCACCAUUCAAACGGCGUCCCACAGUCACUCCUGGAGUGACAGGCCUGAGAAACUUAGGAAACACCUGUUAUAUGAACUCCAUCCUGCAGGUUUUGAGUCACUUGCAUGUCUUCAGGGAGUGCUUUCUGCGUCUGGAUCUGACCCAGGCUCUGGAGCUGCUGGCGUCCGCCGUCCACGGCCAGCUGGCAGGGAAGGCCUCAUCGCAGUCCCCCAUGGCCCAGAGGAAGGGACUCCAGACCAGCUCAGGCUGUGGCGUGGGGCUGAGCGGCGGGGCCUCUAGGGCCCGUAGCAUGGAGCUGAUCCAACCCAAAGAGCCCAGCUCAAAGCACAUCUCUCUCUGCCACGAGCUGCACACCUUGUUCCAGGUCAUGUGGUCGGGCAAGUGGGCGCUGGUCUCGCCUUUCGCCAUGCUCCACUCGGUGUGGCAGCUGAUCCCGGCGUUCAGGGGCUACGCUCAGCAGGACGCUCAGGAGUUCCUGUGUGAGCUGCUGGAUAAAGUGCAGCACGAGCUGGAGAGCACCGGCAAGCACACAACCACCGCAGGCGUACCACAGAAACGACUCAUCAAGCAGGUGCUCAGUGUGGUCAACACCAUCUUCCACGGCCAGCUGCUCAGCCAGGUAACGUGUCUGGCUUGUGACCAUCGCUCCAACACCGUGGAGCCAUUCUGGGAUCUGUCUCUGGAGUUUCCUGAGCGCUACCACAGUAAUAGCAGGGAGUCGGCCUCUCAGGCUUCUUGCCAUCUGACGGAAAUGUUGGCCAAGUUCACCGAGACCGAAGCGCUGGAGGGAAACAUCUACGCCUGCGAUCAGUGUAACUCUGCCAGACGACGGACCUCCUCCAAACCAGUCAUCCUGACCGAAGCACAGAAACAGCUGAUGGUCCACAAACUGCCUCAGGUCCUCCGACUUCACCUCAAACGCUUCAGGUGGUCUGGGCGGAACCACCGGGAGAAGAUCGGCGUCCACGUCAGCUUCGACCAGCUCCUCAACAUGGAGUCCUACUGCUGCCGGGAGUCGUCGCCCAAAGGCUUACCCUGCCCCAGUCCCAGCAGCCCCAGCUCUCCAGGCUCACCACGCCCAAAGCACUUCCUCUACGAACUCUCCGCCGUGGUGAUGCAUCAUGGGAAAGGCUUCGGCUCAGGCCACUACACUGCCUACUGCUACAACACAGAAGGAGGCUUCUGGGUUCACUGUAAUGACUCUAAGCUGAAUGUGUGUUCGGUGGAGGAGGUGUGCCGAGCUCAGGCCUACAUCCUCUUCUACACACAGCGAGUAACUCAGGACAAAGACCGGCCGCUAUAGGACCACCUCCUCUUCCUCCUCAUCCUCCACUCAGCACAGCCCCACUUAUCGCUCUUUCUCCCUUCCCUCUCUUUCUUUGGGCAUUUUCUACCACGGAAGGAUGGCUGUUUUUAGUCUAUUUUUCUAAAUAAUGAAAGAGGACUUUUUAAAAUCCGGUUCUGCUUUGUGAACUUCUUGUACAUGGUGUUUAUAUGUAGGUAUUUUUUUUAAGAAAUGGUGAUUUUUGUGAUUUAUGUACAGCUGUAUUUUAUAAAAAACAAAACAAAACUGAGUAUCAGCCAGUAGCAGCCAGGCGUGACUACACAAGUGUCCUCUCUUCGGUGGCUCGUUGAUUGUAAAUGCUGUUUGUUCGUUUGAAAUCAGAUGAAAUUGUUUCUCAGUCACUUUAGAUAGUCGACACAGAACUGGAUGUCGGGUUGUAAAAACGUCGUUCACUCAGAAAUGGCCUCCCUGUGUUCUAGACAGGUAAGAUUUUUAACAGCUGGCUACACUUUGGCCCUUUUUCCUCCCAGAAAUGCACUAAUUUUUUAUACAUAAAAUGGUUUUUAUUCACUUAGUGUUGUUCAAAAUCUGCACGCAUGAAAUGCAGGCCGUUUUGCUUUUCACUCUGAUUCCUCCUGGGUCUGAAGCAAGCCAAAGCCUCGGGGGAAGUGUUUGGAAAAACCUCUCAGCAUUUCCAAAACGGUUCAACAUUUGCUGGGUUGUUUUUUUAUUUUUUCUUCCUUCCUUUUACCAAGGGGAUAAAAAAAAAAAGAAGUUUCCAAAGGGAUCAUUUUUGGCUCAAUGCUGCCAUCUUUCUGCUCUAGAAUGUAACCAUCCCCAACCAGACGGAUACUACUGUACUAGAAAAGUGCCCUUUUAUUGACAAAGCAGAUCUAUUUUUAUAGUUCAUAUCAAUUCAGCUGCAGUCCCACGCAGACCAGCAUUUAGAUAAUGAAUGUAUUUCUAUACAAUCCUUCUCAGAGGUUUUACAAAACAAGGCCAUUGACUGUUUCAGAAGUUCUAUUCAACCACUUGUUCUGAUUGUUCAACACCACCAGCGGUCACGACAGAUGUUCAAUUAUGUCCCUCUGAUUUGUCAGAGGGGGGAAUCGAAGCACACUUCAUCUUGGCUUUUGUUCGUCAUCAGAGGUGUUAUUUGUUGGCAUUUGGGUUACUACAUGUGUGUGUAAAUUUAUGGAAGUUAUACUAUGCAAAUUGUUACCUCAACUUUUUUCUAGAAAAAAUUACCUCAAUAAAUGAGAAUAUUUUUUCAUUUUUCUACAAAAGA
Molecule: messenger RNA, 3855 nt
Organism: Acanthochromis polyacanthus (spiny chromis)
Lineage: Eukaryota; Metazoa; Chordata; Actinopteri; Pomacentridae
Gene: usp44
Product: ubiquitin specific peptidase 44
Exons: 7
Coding region: 348-2585 (745 amino acids)
Biological process (GO): protein deubiquitination
Cellular component (GO): cytoplasm
Molecular function (GO): cysteine-type deubiquitinase activity; zinc ion binding
Source: RefSeq, a predicted model, not a curated record